Molecule: messenger RNA, 216 nt
Organism: Gongylonema pulchrum
Lineage: Eukaryota; Metazoa; Nematoda; Chromadorea; Rhabditida; Gongylonematidae
Source: the annotation of a GenBank genome assembly
AUGGAUGCUGUUGUACUGUGGCGUGUGGUGGACAGACUGGAGUCAACAAACAAACUUUAUCAACACAAACACAAGUUUACAAGGCUUCGUUGGGGCGACGGGAUUAAGUUGGGCGAUUGCAGCGACAGCCGCUGCGGACGAAGUGUGCUAAUAACGGGAUUACAGCACCACACUGCUGCACUGGAUCUCUGGACGCCAAACCACGGAACACGCUGA